Messenger RNA from Moneuplotes crassus, 947 nucleotides. Lineage: Eukaryota; Ciliophora; Spirotrichea; Euplotida; Euplotidae. The record is from the annotation of a GenBank genome assembly.
AUGAAUUACUCUUCUGCUUACAAGACCGCUCCUCUAAGAAAACCUUCUAAUCCAACGGAAACUCGCAAAAUCUUUCACUGCACAAGUCUACCUUCCUUUCCUUCAUUACAUCCUGCUUAUAUAAGCCACAUUCACAUUUACAACAUAGAAAAGCAAGUGAAAAUUGACCAAUCAUCCACAAUAUAUGGAAAAUACGUGACUAAUUCACAGAACCCUCAAAUUGUGGAGGCUAAUGAUAGCCAAGGCGACAGAUUUGGGCAGCCCAGAUCUUCUUCUCUAAGAACCCCAGAUUUUGGGAGUGAUAGAUCAAAGUCAAGAAAUGAUCAAUUUCUCAGUAGAAACAGUUCUUUAACAGCUAGCAAUUUAAGAGAGAAAAUCUUGAAGAAGAAAUCUAACUCAAAAUCGAAUUCCUCAAUGUCAAGAAGCGAUGAGCACUUCCGUAGUCUCAGAGAUUACGAGGAAAACAAGGUCCCAAAAGAGGAAUCUUUUCAUGGGAGAGAAAGAUAUUUACCAAGGAAGAUAUUCCCCGAUAAAGAUCAUCAAAGGCUGAAAAAUUUGCCAGUACCCUCUAGAACUUACCUCUACAAGAGAGAGUCGACAACUUCAUCUGAUGCAAGAAACCAAAAGCCAGAGGGUAUCAGAUCAUAUAAAGAGGGUAAGAUAGAGCAACUCUUAGGAAGACUGAGGAAAAAUAACCAAGAAAUAGCAGAAUUGAUAUGUAGUAGAGAGAGCUUACUCAGAAAGUUGAUUCAAGAGAGAAACGCUUCCAAACAUUUGAGAAGAAUAGGUCUAUAUAACCUGAAAAAGGCACAACUGGAAGCUAUUUCCCUAGAGUUGGAAGUCAAGAUUCAAAAGCUUCUCACCCCAAAUAGCCAAGCUACCACCAAUCUGCCAUUUCCUACUGAAUAAUUUCUUGAUUUUUACAUUUUCAAACAAUUAUGUUAAAA